AGCAGAGCACGCUGCGGCUUCCCUGGGCGCACCGGUAGGUUGCCGCGGUGGCCCGACCGUCACACAGUGGCCCUUCGCUCCACCACCAGCAUGGCGACCUCUACCGCUUCCCAUCGGCCCAUCAAGGGGAUUUUGAAGAACAAAAGCUCCACUGCUUCUUCGGUCGCGGCCUCCAACCAGCAGUCCGGAGGGGUCAUUCAGGAGGUACAAAGAAAAAAGUCCCAAAAGUGGGACGAAUCGAACAUCUUGGCGACAUACCGUCCGGCGUACAGAGAUUACGACUUCAUGAAGUUAAACGAACCCAACAGUCCCCACCUCGGCCCGCCAGAUGACGGGGAAGACGCCCUGAAUGAUCUCGAAGCCAAAGAAGCCAUGACCCCGGACAUUUUAACUAAGAAGCUAGCCGCCACUAGUACCUCCGAGUUCAACCGUCAGGUGGGGGAGCCUGAAAACGACGGAGCACACAGCAGCAGGAUCUUUCUCGAUAGGCAUGAAAAGCAGCGGCAGUUCGAAAUGAAAAGGAAGCUGCACUACAACGAAGGCAUGAACAUCAAGCUCGCUAGACAACUGAUCUCGAAAGACUUCCUACACGACGACGACGAAGAAACUCUGCCUGGGAACAACGAAGACAACAUGGCCACUGAAAAAUCGGAUGAAGCACCAGCAACUGAUGAACUUCUAACCCGCUCGUGCCACGCCUAGACAACAUCUGCUCCACGCCACACUCGUUUGCCACAUACAGCCUCACUUCCGUUCCGCCGUGCCACCGCCGCCGUGCAACUCCUGCUUUAACACCGAAAUACUUGUCGGUUACACUGUACCUCUGUAAUUAAACGGUAACUGUAGGAAAUAAUACCCUACCUACAAAAUGA
This is a messenger RNA of Hyaena hyaena (striped hyena), 872 nucleotides long. It is a transcript of the gene PPP1R2C, whose product is annotated as PPP1R2C family member C. Gene Ontology annotation, molecular function: protein phosphatase inhibitor activity. The record is from RefSeq and is a predicted model, not a curated record. The coding region runs from base 91 to 702 and encodes 203 amino acids. Lineage: Eukaryota; Metazoa; Chordata; Mammalia; Carnivora; Hyaenidae. Gene Ontology annotation, biological process: regulation of signal transduction. The transcript has a single exon.